Messenger RNA from Rhincodon typus (whale shark), 933 nucleotides. RefSeq names its product thyrotropin-releasing hormone receptor-like. NCBI's taxonomy places the organism in Eukaryota, Metazoa, Chordata, Chondrichthyes, Orectolobiformes, Rhincodontidae. Gene Ontology annotation, molecular function: G protein-coupled receptor activity. Gene Ontology annotation, cellular component: membrane. The transcript has 2 exons. Gene Ontology annotation, biological process: G protein-coupled receptor signaling pathway. The record is from RefSeq and is a predicted model, not a curated record. The coding region runs from base 1 to 933 and encodes 310 amino acids.
AUGUUCUUCUUAGCCACUAACUUGGCAGUAGUUGUGAUUCUGUCUCGAGGAAGCUGCGGCCUCUCCAGAUGCAUCACUUACUACCUGAUAUCCAUGGCGGUGACAGAUCUCCUGGUAAUCAUCACCUCUGUAAUAUUAAACAGAAUUGUUGGUAUUUAUUUCCCAUUCACUAUGUUGUCCAUCACUCCAGUUUGUAGUCUUAGUUUUGUGAUCAUAUAUGGAGUCAGAGAUUGUUCUGUCGGUGUAACUGUCGCAUUCACCUUUGAUCGAUUUGUAGCCAUCAGUUGCCAGAAGCUUAGAACCAAAUAUUGCGCCAAGAAAACAGCAGUCCUUGUGAUCGGAGCUGUCUGUGUUCUGGGCUGUGUGAGAAAUAUACCCUGGUACUUCAUUUAUGAGCCUUCGUUUAAAAUUAACAAUACACCCUACUCCUGUAGUGUGAAAUUAAUAUUUUACACGUUACCUAUGUGGGCUGCAUUUGACUGGAUUCUUGCAAUUCUCACUCCUUGGCUCCCGUUAAUUUUAAUUUUUCUGCUUAAUGCUCUCACCAUCAGAAACAUUCUAGCAGCCAAUGGAGCCCGCAGGAGAAUCCGGGUGCACAGCGAUAGAGAGAAUCAUAGUGACCCAGAGAUUGAAAGGCGGAGAAAGUCUAUUAUUUUACUAUUUACCAUCUCGGGGAGUUUCAUUCUUUUGUAUUUGCUGUACUUUAUAAACAUCAUUUAUGUCAGGAUUGCGAAAGUUACAUAUUUCUCAGGUUCAACUUCUGAUGAAUCAGCAUUCUUUCUGGAGGAAAGUGGUUACAUGCUUCAGUUUUUGAGCUCCUGCAUCAAUCCGUUUAUUUACACAGGGACCCAGAGUAAGUUUAGACAGAACUUAAAAGAUGGUCUGAAAUAUCCACUGGCUCCAAUUAUUAGACUACUUAAAUAUAAAUCUUAA